Messenger RNA from Trichoderma virens Gv29-8, 1044 nucleotides. RefSeq lists its product as uncharacterized. The annotation marks the transcript as partial. NCBI's taxonomy places the organism in Eukaryota, Fungi, Ascomycota, Sordariomycetes, Hypocreales, Hypocreaceae. The record is from RefSeq and is a predicted model, not a curated record. Gene Ontology annotation, cellular component: Dsc E3 ubiquitin ligase complex. The transcript has 2 exons. Gene Ontology annotation, biological process: SREBP signaling pathway; protein processing.
AUGAACCAUGAUGCCGCGUCUAGCUCCUCCGCGCGGAUUCCCGACCGGCUCUCACCACCUGGCGUCGGAGCACAUGCCGAUGCCGAUGACGCAGAGGCAGAUGCGGACGCCCGAGACCGUCCCCAGUCGCGGCAGCGCUCGAGGUCCAGCAGCGGGCGGCAGCGCAGGAGGAGGAGGAGCAAGAGGAAGCAGAAUCCAGGGCUGGCCAAGAAGCUGGCCUUUCUUACCCACCUGCUCAAGACUCUCGACCUCGUUUUAUUUGCUGAGCUGAGCUCUUUAUAUUAUAUGGAAUGUUCCAUGUUUCGAUUCUUCUUACGAGCCGCACCUCAAUACAUGUAUCUCUCUCCAAAAGACGAAUCAUUCGCACUUUUGAUGCCAGCUACACAACUUCACGUCCUUUUGAUACUGUUGCCCAACCUGCUGUGCAUGGCAUUGCAUCUUUUUGGCUCGCUUCCCACCGGCCCCGAUUACCACCGAGGAUAUCAGCAUGGGGGGAUGGUGAUCGAUUUCAUCGGCCAGAUGCCCGCCGCCUAUAGGCUAUAUUAUCUCAUGGCAGACCUGCUUAUCCUCUUCCUUCAAUGUCUGAUGCUUACGGUACACAAUCAUCGGGAGAGCCUGCGGGUUGCGCUUAAGACAUUUCGGCCGCUUCUCUCUGAGGUUCUUCUGGAGCCAAUCGCUGGUCGUACUGCAGAAGAUUUGGACGCAGAGGAACGCGGCGUGUCUCGACAUGUGCCGGGCAUGAUGAUUAAUGAGACGGACGAAAUCGAGCUGCAGCAGCUCGAUAGACAGGGAGAUGGCGAGGGAUCAGAGGAGCGGAAUGAGCAGCCUGGAGCUGCUGGUGGAGAUGGCUCUGACGAGCCACCACGAACGCACUUGUCCGACAUUAUGAGUUCCGGCAACGCUGUUCUUAACGAAUAUCACAUUAUUCACACGAUAAAGAACGCUGCAGUGAACACUGGAGGCUCCACUGCGCUGUCUCUUCAGUCGAUUGGCUAUCGAGCAACCAUGGCGAGUGUGCAGGGUCGACGCCGAGGAGCAACUCUA